AUGCCGUCAAACUCCGAUCAACGCACAACGUCGUCGGGCGGCCCUCGUGGACUUGGUCCCUGCGUCCCUUCCGAACGUCGCAGGCAGCAAAACCGCAUCAACCAACGGGCAUACCGAAGGCGGAAGCGCCUUCGUAUACAGUUAUCGACAAACAAGGAUUCCGGUGCCGAAACCCCAGUGCAGUCUUCCGAUCAGAUCACCCCUGGCAUAUCUGACAUUCACCCCCUACCGGACGUUGAUCAGAUGCUUCGUCAGUUCUCUGAAUCCAAGGCUCUACAAUAUCAAGAGUUCUUUCAGACUGCGUACCGCAGCUAUCUUCACGGAGACCCAACCGCAGAUCAUAUCCUGACCCUCACAAAAGUCAAUGUCCUUCGUGCGUUUGUGCAAAACCUAGCUUCGCUUGGAUGGUCGGUGAAAUACAUGGAGAAGUCGGCCAUUUCUCCGUUCGCCUCAUCGUCCUCAUCGCUUGAUUUGGCAUCCCGUUAUAGUUCCAUUCCAUCUAAUCUCCGACCUACCAAAGCACAGAUGGAAAUCCCCCAUCAUACGUGGCUCGAUCUCUUUCCAUUGCCCAGGAUGCGGGACAACUUAAUCCAAGCUGGGAAUGAUUGGGGUGUUCAGCAGCUUUGUAACGAUAUCAUGGGGUUCUGGGGCGAUUCCGAUCUUGGACUUGGGCUGCUGGUUUGGGGAGAGCCCUGGGAUGUCAGAAAUUGGGAGAUAACAGAGCCAUUUCUGAAAAAGUGGUCGUGGGUUGUACAAGGCUGUUCUAAGCUUCUUGAUUCCACCAACAAUUGGCGUUCGAAGCGCGGGGAGAAUCUGAUAUUCCGAUAUAUUUGA
Molecule: messenger RNA, 834 nt
Organism: Aspergillus puulaauensis
Lineage: Eukaryota; Fungi; Ascomycota; Eurotiomycetes; Eurotiales; Aspergillaceae
Product: DUF3425 domain-containing protein
Exons: 2
Coding region: 1-834 (277 amino acids)
Source: RefSeq, a predicted model, not a curated record